AUGUCUGUCUCUCUAUGCUCGAGGACUGGCCGGCGGGUGCCAGUAGCAUCCCUUUUCGCGCGCCCCUUAUAUGACAUCACGUCUGGCUUCCGCGUCCCAGCAACCACUCGAUUCUACUUUCAAAAGACCAAUGAACCUACACCUUCACUGUAUUCAAAUCGUCUCUCCGGUCGCACGUGUAUGGUCACAGGCGGUACUUCAGGCAUCGGCUUCGCAAUUGCAGAACGGUUUCUACAAGAAGGAGCUACAUCCGUCAUUCUAAUCGGCAGGUCGCAAGAGCGGCUCCAAGCUGCAGCAAAACGUCUUGAUAUCUCAAACAAUCAUGAAAACAACAUUACGGGCAUGUCAAGCAAAGUGCGUCUGCUUGUUGGCGACGUAGGAGACAUUGGAUCAUGGAAGCAUGAGCUGGAGAAAGAGAUGGCCAAUGUGGAUAUCCUCGUAAACGCAGCGGGAAUCUCUAUCAAUAGUAUCCUCCCAAGAGCCGAACUGCAGGAUAUCUCGGACAUACUGCGCACGAAUCUUGAAGGCGCUAUGCUCACUUCACGGGCAUUGGUACGUGCGACAAUCCGCAACAGAGUACGCAACCGCAAACACGCUGCAGACAAUGAAACCUUGCGGUCCAAGUGUAUCAUAAAUGUCUCCUCCCUGCUUGCACUCAAGGCUGGCACCGGGGCUGUUCCGUACGCUGCAUCCAAGGCUGGUCUCUUGGGUCUGACACGGUCAUUAGCUGUUGAGGCGUCUGUGUCACUGAAGGAUGCGGUGAUUCGGUCGAAUGCCAUCGUACCGGGAUAUAUCGAAACUCCAAUGAUCGCGGAUUUUACACCAGGCGAAGUUGACAGACUCAAGGCUCUGAUCCCGCUUCACCGAUUCGGAAAACCCAGUGAAGUUGCAGAUGCGGCUGUCUUCCUGGCAGCAAAUGAAUAUGCAAACAACUGCAUUCUCAAUCUCGACGGUGGACUCGGUGCUGUCUAA
This is a messenger RNA of Penicillium atrosanguineum, 972 nucleotides long. RefSeq names its product SDR family NAD(P)-dependent oxidoreductase. The transcript has 3 exons. The coding region runs from base 1 to 972 and encodes 323 amino acids. Gene Ontology annotation, molecular function: oxidoreductase activity, acting on the CH-OH group of donors, NAD or NADP as acceptor. The record is from RefSeq and is a predicted model, not a curated record. NCBI's taxonomy places the organism in Eukaryota, Fungi, Ascomycota, Eurotiomycetes, Eurotiales, Aspergillaceae.